GUAUCUGCUACACGAUAUUUGACCUGGGCUUCCGUUUCGAUGUGGCCUGGUUCUUAACGGAAACCUCCCCCUUCAUGUGGUCCAACCUGGGCAUCGGCCUGGCCAUCUCACUGUCCGUGGUGGGCGCAGCCUGGGGGAUCUACAUCACUGGCUCCAGCAUCAUCGGCGGGGGAGUGAAGGCCCCCAGGAUUAAAACAAAGAACCUGGUCAGCAUCAUCUUCUGUGAGGCCGUGGCCAUCUACGGGAUCAUCAUGGCGAUCGUCAUCAGCAAUAUGGCUGAGCCUUUCAGCGGCACCACCCCAGAGACCAUCGGCGCCAAGAACUACCACGCAGGUUUCUCCAUGUUUGGGGCUGGUCUGACCGUGGGCCUCUCCAACCUGUUCUGCGGGGUGUGCGUGGGCAUUGUGGGCAGCGGGGCUGCACUGGCCGACGCCCAGAACGCCAGCCUCUUCGUCAAGAUCCUGAUCGUGGAGAUCUUCGGCAGCGCCAUCGGGCUCUUCGGGGUCAUAGUCGCCAUCCUGCAGACAUCUAAAGUAAAAAUGGGGGACUGAGCCCCUGCCCGUUCCGGCCUGGCCCCCUGCGGGCGCGACUGUACAUAUUUAUUUAAUGUUUCUAUUUCCUGAUCGGGGGCGUCGCUUCGCCGCGUCGGGAGCGGGAGCCCAGGUGUAUAGAACCGUCCCUGCUGAUCCGCCGCCCGCUGGCCCCAUGGAAGAAAUAAUCAUCUGUGUGUGAAUUCGGCUCCCUCCUGUCGGCCCAGCCAGCCGGGGGGGGGGGCGGGGGCAGGGUUACUGCCUGAGUGUUCCCGGUGUGUGUACAAAUCAAUUGACCAGUGUAAGUCAGUGUCACGUGAAAUAAACAUGGUUCCUGUCCCUGC
Messenger RNA from Trachemys scripta elegans, 874 nucleotides. It is a transcript of the gene ATP6V0B, whose product is annotated as ATPase H+ transporting V0 subunit b. Gene Ontology annotation, biological process: proton transmembrane transport. The record is from RefSeq and is a predicted model, not a curated record. Gene Ontology annotation, molecular function: proton-transporting ATPase activity, rotational mechanism. Lineage: Eukaryota; Metazoa; Chordata; Testudines; Emydidae. Gene Ontology annotation, cellular component: proton-transporting V-type ATPase, V0 domain.